Ascoidea rubescens DSM 1968 is the source of this 1749-nucleotide messenger RNA. It is a transcript of the gene CIR2, whose product is annotated as electron-transferring-flavoprotein dehydrogenase. The transcript has a single exon. Bases 1 to 1749 code for a protein of 582 amino acids. Gene Ontology annotation, cellular component: mitochondrial inner membrane. NCBI's taxonomy places the organism in Eukaryota, Fungi, Ascomycota, Saccharomycetes, Ascoideales, Ascoideaceae. The record is from RefSeq and is a predicted model, not a curated record. Gene Ontology annotation, biological process: electron transport chain. Gene Ontology annotation, molecular function: electron-transferring-flavoprotein dehydrogenase activity; iron-sulfur cluster binding.
AUGUCUGAAGAAGAGCAAGAAAUUUUGCUAUCAGAAAGAGCUAUAGACGAAGCCGAUGUCUGUAUAGUGGGGGGUGGUCCCGCUGGUUUAGCGACUGCCAUAAAAUUAAAACAAUUAGAUAAUGAACAAGGAAACGGUGAAUUGAGAAUAGUUCUUUUAGAAAAGGCUUCCGAAAUUGGUGCCCAUACGUUAUCUGGUGCAGUAAUUGAACCAAGAUCUCUAAGAGAACUAUUCCCUGAUAGUGAGUUUUAUGAUGAAAAUGGUGAAGGAAUCCCUUUACCUCCUGAUUUAGUCACUUUAGUAAAUGACGAGCAUUUUUAUUUUUUAAUGGAUGAAUCAAAAUAUCCAAUACCUGAACCUCCUCAAAUUCAAAAUAAAAAUAAAAACUAUAUUGUCUCUCUAAAUCAGGUUAAUAAAUAUUUAUCUGAAGUAGCAGAGGAAUUAGGCGUAGAAAUUUAUCCCGGAAUUUCUGUCUCUGAACUCAUUUAUAAUGAUGAUAAAUCUGCAAUUAAAGGUAUUGCAACCAAAGAUGUUGGAAUCUCGAAAAGUGGUCUUCCAAAGGAUUCAUUUGAAAGAGGCAUGGAGUUUCAUUCAAAAUUAACUGUAUUAGCUGAGGGUUGUCAUGGCUCUUUAUCUAAAAAGGCAAUCUCAAAUUUUAAUCUUAGACAAAAUAAAGAUCAUCAAACCUAUGGUAUAGGAAUCAAAGAAGUUUGGGAAGUUAAACCUCAAAAUUUUAAAAAAGGUUAUGUAGCUCAUACUUUGGGUUAUCCUCUAUCAAAUGACACCUAUGGUGGUGGCUUUAUGUAUCAUUUUGAUGAUAACCUAGUAACAUUAGGCCUAGUCAUUGGUUUGGAUUAUAAAAACCCUUAUAUAUCUCCCUAUCAAGAAUUCCAACAAAUGAAAUCUCAUCCUUUUUAUACUCAAAUACUUAAAGAUGGUAAUUGUAUCUCAUAUGGUGCAAGAGCUUUAAAUGAAGGUGGUUUACAGUCAAUUCCAAAAUUAUAUUUCCCUGGAGGUUUAUUAGUUGGUUGUGCUGCCGGUUUUGUUAAUGUCCCGAAAAUUAAAGGAACCCAUACUGCUAUUAAGUCAGGCAUCCUCGCUGCCGAAUCAAUUUUUAAAUCUUUAAAUGACCCAAAUAAAAAUUAUGACCCUGAAACUUCUCCAUUUAUACUAGACGAUUAUGAAAAAGCCUUUAAUAACUCUUGGGUUUAUGAGGAAUUAUAUGAGGUCCGUAAUGUUAGACCUUCUUUUAAUACAUUUUUAGGAAAUUUUGGUGGAAUGAUUUAUUCUGGUUUAGAAACUAUGUUACUUAGAGGUUGUGAAAGCUGGACUUUUCAUCAUCAUCAUUCUGAUGCUUCAGAAACUAGACCUGCUAGUGAAUAUAAACCAAUCAAUUAUCCAAAAUCCGAUGGUAAAAUAACUUUUGAUCUUUUAGAAUCUGUUUCUAGAACUGGAACUUAUCAUGAUGAAGAUGAAAAAUCCCAUUUAAGGCUAGGUGAUGCUUCUAAACAAGCAUUUGAAAAUCAUGUUAAACAAUCAUUUGAAAAAUAUAAGGGUAUUGAAAACAAAUUUUGUCCAGCAGGUGUUUAUGAAUAUAUUCAAGAUGAAUCAGAUAAAACUAAGGUGGAAUUUCAAAUUAAUUCUCAAAAUUGCAUUCAUUGUAAAACUUGCGAUAUAAAAACUCCCGCUCAAGAUAUUAACUGGACUGUCCCUGAGGGUGGUGAUGGUCCUAAGUAUGUUUUAACAUAA